Pyricularia oryzae 70-15 is the source of this 2040-nucleotide messenger RNA. RefSeq names its product chitinase 1. Gene Ontology annotation, cellular component: extracellular region. Gene Ontology annotation, biological process: carbohydrate metabolic process; chitin catabolic process. Gene Ontology annotation, molecular function: chitin binding; chitinase activity. Lineage: Eukaryota; Fungi; Ascomycota; Sordariomycetes; Magnaporthales; Pyriculariaceae. The transcript is spliced from 2 exons. Bases 345 to 1538 code for a protein of 397 amino acids. The record is from RefSeq and is a predicted model, not a curated record.
CGAUGCUUUUGCUCUGGACGAUCAAAACACAGUGCAUUUUUGUUUUGUUUUUGUUUUUGUUUUUCUUGGUAUUCUCUCUGUCCUGCGAUCAAUAGACAAAAUUGGCCUUGCGAUGAAAUCUCAACGGGGUCUUUAGUCUACUUACAGCUUCAAAAUUUUGGCACAGGCGCUCAUUCAGCUGGUUCUGAUCUAACCAGGCCUCAUUCAUCACUAACCCAAGUUGAGAUGUCCUAACACAUUUUGACCAUCAAGUCUCUAUUUACUUUGUUUACUUCAAGCCCGGCUCAAAGUUAGGCUCAACCCGUGCCCAAAAUCUACUUUCUGCCAUCACAAGAAACACCAUCAUGGCAGGUCUCGUCGGUAUCUUCCUCCUUAUAUGUGGAGUUUUGACUUCACUUAUAUCAAUCACGCCGGUCAACCAGUCCCCACGUUGUGUCAUGUAUCUCACCGGCCAGCACAAUGUAGUGCCUGACAUCAGCGAGCUCAGACAUGUCACACAUGUGGCUCUGGCAUUCAUGCAAUCUCCAAUCUUCAACGAAGAUAGUCGCAAGGAAUGGCCACUGUUCACCAGCGUGGAGACGGUUCGUCGCCAAUUCCUUCCAGGCACCAAGGUAAUGAUUGCCAUUGGCGGUUGGGGAGAUGUCGCCGGCUUCGAGACGGCAGCCGCCAGCGCCGAGUCCCGCAAGCGCUUCGCGGCAAAUGUCGCCCGCAUGGUGGAGGCCACCGGAGCAGAUGGAAUCGACCUAGAUUGGGAGUACCCGGGCGGGAACGGGGAAGACUACAAGAAGGUUCCAAACAAACAGCGUGAAUGGGAGAUUGAAGCCUAUCCACUACUUGUUGCGGAGGUCAGAUCAGCCAUUGGGCCCGACAAGGUCCUUUCCGCAGCCGUUCCCGGGCUGGAGCGGGACUUGAUCGCCUUCACGCGCGAAACCGUGCCGAGGAUCCUCCGGCACCUGGACUUUUUGAACGUCAUGACGUACGAUCUGAUGAACCGGCGGGACAAUGUCACCAAGCACCACACGGGUGUGCAGCUGAGCCUGGACUCGAUCGACGCAUACAUGGCGCGUGGAGCCCGGCCGUCCCAACUCAACUUGGGGUUUGCCUUUUACGUCAAAUAUUUCCAAACCCGUCACGCAGAGUGCUCCGGUCCCGGCAAAGCUAUCGGUUGCCCUACCCUGCUGCUAGAGGACCCCGACACGGGUGGGGAUCUUGGUCGCACCGGAGGCUUUUCUUGGCACGAUACCGUUCCCAAAGAUGUCGAGGCAUCUUUCCAGAAGGCUCUGCGAAAUGGCGUUUACGACGAAAUCGGGGGUGGUUUCUACUAUUGGGACGAAGAGGAGGACCGAUGGUGGAGUUUCGAUGAUGCUGGCGCCAUCUCGCGAAAGUUUGAUUCCAUUUUUGCCGCCAGAAACCUCGGCGGCGUCUUUGCCUGGGGGCUGGGCGAGGAUGCUCCUCACUUCGAACACCUUGGUGCAGUCAACUCAAGGUUGGAUGCUAUAACGAAAUCAGGAGCAGGUCGACCCGAGACGGAACUUUGAACGAAAUGAACGGCAUGAAUACCUGACCAACAUAAUGUACUCUGACUUGGUCCGCUGAUUGAUCUGUCAAUGUUUGUUUGAGUCUAGUUGAGUGGUCGGCAUAGCCACUUCCUCACACGGCACACGCAUAUGUUACCAUCGCAUAGACACCUCUUUUUUGGCAACACAUUCAGCCUCAUCCCAACAAACUCGCUAGCAACGCCGUCACCCAGAAAGAUUUGCGCCGAUAAUACCAGAAAAAGCGCUACUGAAUUGAGAUGUCUUGCUUGCUCGGUUCACACCGACCCUGAUGAGUCGAAUAUAUACAUUCACAAGGUGUGGGGGUUUUCAAGCAGAUAUAUGAGUGGCUUGACGCUCGCAAUGAUAACAACCGUUCAGAUUCUUCAUUUUAUGCGAUUUGAUGCUUCAUUAUACUUAGGAUUGAGAGAUUAACCUGAAAGAACCAUAGACGCCAAACCUGUCUCCACCAGACCCAAGCCGAUGCUGACAACGGAGUCAAAAU